Molecule: messenger RNA, 930 nt
Organism: Coffea eugenioides
Lineage: Eukaryota; Viridiplantae; Streptophyta; Magnoliopsida; Gentianales; Rubiaceae
Exons: 3
Coding region: 57-584 (175 amino acids)
Molecular function (GO): zinc ion binding; endonuclease activity; nucleic acid binding
Source: RefSeq, a predicted model, not a curated record
AGUCUCAAGCAGUCAAGUCCAUUAUUGCCCCACCAGCCUUUGCUGUCCCAGAAAAUAUGAGUAAUUCUGGUGGGAGUUCAUCAACAUCAUCAUCAUCAUCGCCUGUGGGGCGCAGAGAGAAGGAAAAAGAAGGGAGACCAAGGCAAUUUGAUGCAAAGGCAAAGGCUUUGUGCUGGAGCACAGCAGAUAUAGUACCCGGCCGGCACCCUGAGCGGUGGCGCAAAGAUGCUGCUGGCAACAUUGUCUGCAAACGAUUCUGCAACUGCUCUGGGUGCCUCUGCUUUGAGUACGACCACAUCAUCCCCUUCUCCAAAGGUGGCGAAUCAGUGGCGGAUAAUUGCCAGAUACUUCAGACUAGGGUAAACAGGUUUAAAGCAGAUAAGGAUGAAGUUGAUAAAACUAGGUUGCAAGGUUACUCUUGUGAUAUUAACUUUACUGAUAAGGAGCUUGAUAUCAUUGAGAUGGCUGUUUAUGGUGAUGUCAUCCGGCCUGGAAACCAAUGCCGCUGCAGAACUGUUGCUGAGAUGCUUGGUAAAUACAAGUCAAAAGACAGUACAGCUGCCUGCAAGUUGCCACAAUCAUAACCUCCGAGCCUUCACACCAUUAUUAGGAUUUCAUGGAUGCAAGAUUCUAUACAAGACGAUGGUUAUCUAAACCUUAGACAUCAAGAUUCUGAGUGCUAAUUCUUACAAGGUGGAUUUAUCUUAAAUUCAUUGUAGUCAUAGUGAUUAUUGAACUUUAUUUAAAUUGGCUUUCUGCUGCUAUCACAGCUUAAAGCUCACUUCUUUGGGAAACUCUGUAAGCAAAAAUUAUCCGGGUGGCAAUCAAUGUUGUAUAUUACGCACUUUUUGCAUCUUAUUAUAAGGACUUGUACGAAACUGUGUACGUGUUUUGAUGAAUCAAGAAAAAGCAUAAUUAUUUUCAUCGUCA